GUUGUUGCUGCCUGCGCCGACUUCACUGCGAGCAGGUAGCGAAUUUUGAAAUCGCUCCGCUCAUUCUGCUUAAAAACAGUACAAAAAAGAAGAAAAAAACACAUAAAAAAAAGAAAAGAAAAGCGGUGAACCCCACAAACGGAGUGCAGGAGGUGUAUCUGUGCAGCGCGUAUGCCUUAAAUAACGAAUCUCGACCAAAUUCGAUACCAAGAUGAGUGCCACCACAAAUACCAACACCAACAACAGCAGCAACAACAACAGCAGCAACAUCAGCAGUACCAGCAGAAACAGCAACGAUGUUUCCAAGGACUCCUCCUCAUUGUUCAAGUACUACAUAGAAAAGUGUUACGUGCUGCCGUUGGACCUGAAGAAUGACAUUAUCUACUGCCAGCGUGCAAUGCGCGACUUUCUCAAUGUGCACACGCUGGUAUCCGAUGUGUUCAAGGAGCAGGCCGAUGCGGAUCCGGACCAGAUGCGUCGCAUCCUCGAUGAGCUGCAGAUGGAGGUGCACGAGAUAAAUGCGGAACAGCAGUUUCUAAUGUUGCGGCUGGACGAGCAUCUGGACGCGUUCUACAAGAAGCUGGAGGAGAACAACAUUCGGACUGUACCUGACGUGGGCAACGCCUACAUCUCCAGCCUGAUAGUGCCUUUAAUUAGCGAUGCCAACUACAUUGUCUGCCCGCAGUCGGUGUUGUCCCGCGACACCGAGGACAUGCUCAUACGCAAGCAUUUUCUCAUUUCGCAGGACGAUGCUGGCAUCGAGCCGCUCAAGCUCAGCGAGCUUGACGACAAUGUGAACCUGAUGCUCGUCAAUGCCAAAACCGUCAAGGCAACACCGUCAAGCGGCAACAGGAAAAACAGUUGCAAUAUGGCGCAAGGCGCCACCAGCAGCGAUCCGUUGUCCGAGCAAAAGCUGCGGCAGCAACUCGAUGAGCAGGCAGAAAGCAUCAUUAAAUCCGAUGAUCCCACAAUGUUGAUGAUGAUGGGUCCACCACCGCCACCGCCACGGCCAAUGCCACGUCCACGGCCCAUGCCACUGCUAAAGAAGGUGUUGACCGGAAAAAUGGUGCGGCAGCAGCAGCCGAACUCGCUUCUAGCGUCGCGUGGCACUCAGAGCGCCAAAGUGCCGCCACAAAAGUCAAAUGCCACACAACAGCAGCCACCAAAGCCACCAACAUCAACAGCAGCAACAUCGCCGACGCGCUCGUCGCUGGUGGCGGCAGCAACUGCCGCAGCUGCCCGGCAACAACGAGCGCCACGUUCGGAUGCCAAGCAGUCGGCCAUCAAACGCAUUUCAGCUUUGCCGCCCGUUGGUGCAAAGGUGCAGAGGACUCUGACGCCACCGCCGCUGACGAUAGACUUUGUGGAAGUCGCCCAGAGUCGCAUGAAUUUGCAGCAGGCGCUGCGGCGUGCUCGCAAAACCAAACAGCAACCGCGCCAAAUCGAUGAGGAGGAUGCUCUCGAGCUGCCCAGUCCAAAAAUGGCGAUGCUUAACAGCAAAACAACAACAGCAGCAACAACAGCAGCAGCAGAAACAACAACAUUAAAACAGCUGAACAGCAAUGCAUCGCUUAAGAGCAAACUGGGCAAAGCAUUGCAGGCAGCAGCUAAAGCUCCUAGCACAGCGAUGCCACCGAGAAAGCCAACAGUGGCAACGGUUCCGGCACCGGCACCGGCAGCCAAACCGUAUAAGACUCGCAAUGUGCAGGGAACUGUACGGAAAAUGACACCACCGCCACCGCAGCCACCGCCUCCUCUGCCGAAACUGCUGGCAACACAGCAGCAGCAGCAGGCGAAGUCCACGCCAGGUGGUGUUUCAUCGGGCUCGUCGGAUGAUCUGCACCAGGAGCUGGAAAUGGAGCUGGAGCUGGAACAGCAGCGUCUGUGCGCGUCGGCCGCACAGUGGCGCGAUGAGCCCCGAGAGUCGCGUGUCAUGCCCUUGGAAUACGGACAGGAGAAUUUCCUUGGCCUGUUCGGACUAUACACCCAUGACAUGGUGAAGAAACUGUGCCAGCGUCACUCGAAGCGUAAGCGUCGCACCGUACAGAAUGCGAGUGGCGUGGACUUUCACUAUGGCCAGCAGCUGGCGACCAUCGAUGCGGUGCGUCACAAGAAGCUGAAGAACAAGCCCGAGUUUCUAUUGUCGCCCAAAAACAAACGGCUGCAGGCAAAGAAGGCGCACAAGGCAGCAGCCGCUGCUGCGAAUCGCAAGAGCAAAAGCAAAACGCCGGAGAAGUUGUCCGAUCCGUUGGCCAUUUGCCAUAUGCCGGACGUUGGCAAGCAGAAGUGAUUGACGCGUGCUGCAUGCUGAUGAGAUGCCCGUGCUGCCAUGGCCAAUAUCAAUCUGGAUUGCCACAAGGAUGUGAAGGCAAUGGUGCAGUCGCGGCCGUUGUCCAUUCUGCCGUUAUCGUUGGGCCGAGGAGCUAAAUGUGUUUCAAACUAGUUGCUAAGAAAGUUGUUUUACAUACAUAUAUUGAGAAUGGCGGCAGUUGUCUGUCUCCGCUUUUUUGUUGUUCAUUGCAUCCUGAUCGUUGCAUCCAGCAUAUGUUUGGACAUGCAUAUGUUGUCUAAUUUCCAUUUCCAUUUAUUUUCUUUUUUUUUCUUUUCUUUUUUUGUGCGUAUUUUUAUUACAAAAAAAAAACUUAAAUUUACAUAUUUAGAUAUGUAUUUAAGUAUUUGACAACGGAUUAACUAAAUAAAUACUUGUAUUUAUGUACACAUAUAUUGAUUCCGUUGCAAGGCAUGACUUAUAUACGUAUGUAGACGAUUCAUAUGUAUAUUUGUUGUAUUCUUAAUUAGUGAACUUUAGAUCGCUUUGUUUUCCAUACCAAUCUACACGCAUAAGGCAAUCGAUACUAUGUAAAUGUGUUUCAAUUAAAUAAACUGUAAUAUUGAUAUAUUAAGUUGUAAA
Molecule: messenger RNA, 2911 nt
Organism: Drosophila grimshawi
Lineage: Eukaryota; Metazoa; Arthropoda; Insecta; Diptera; Drosophilidae
Gene: Lint-1
Product: probable basic-leucine zipper transcription factor R
Exons: 4
Coding region: 212-2290 (692 amino acids)
Source: RefSeq, a predicted model, not a curated record